Torulaspora delbrueckii is the source of this 1485-nucleotide messenger RNA. RefSeq names its product ubiquitin-specific protease UBP6 (gene UBP6). NCBI's taxonomy places the organism in Eukaryota, Fungi, Ascomycota, Saccharomycetes, Saccharomycetales, Saccharomycetaceae. Gene Ontology annotation, molecular function: cysteine-type deubiquitinase activity; proteasome binding; protein binding. The transcript has 2 exons. Gene Ontology annotation, biological process: proteasome-mediated ubiquitin-dependent protein catabolic process; regulation of proteasomal protein catabolic process; protein deubiquitination. Bases 1 to 1485 code for a protein of 494 amino acids. The record is from RefSeq and is a predicted model, not a curated record.
AUGAGUUCCGCCACUCUAGAAUUCAACAUUAAGCAUGCUGGUAAAGUAUACCCAGUCAAGAUAGCCUCUGACGCCACUGCUGGAGAUUUGAAGAAAGAAGUAGAAGAUCUGAUCAAAGUACCUGUUGCACGUCAGAAAUAUAUGGUCAAAGGUGGUUUGAGCGAUGACAGCGCCACCGAUCUGGCUUCGUUAAUUAAACCAGGGUCAAAUGUGAUGGUUCUUGGUACCCCAGAUGCAGGUUUAAUCUCGAAACCAAAGGAGAAAAGUCAAUUCAUCGAAGAUCUUGCUCCUGAACAACAAUUCCAACAUGCAAACGAUCUACCCAUUGGUUUCCAAAACAUGGGUAAUACCUGUUACCUAAAUGCUACUUUGCAGGCUUUAUACAGGAUUGAGCCAUUGAGAGAUAUGAUUUUGGACUAUAACCAAAAUUCGACGACUACUCCAGUGGAUGAAACGCAUAAGAAGAUUGUUGUUGAGAUGAAACGCUGUUUUGAGAAUUUGAAAAGUAAAAGUUACAAAUCUGUGAUGCCAAUGGUGCUAUUGACCGCACUGAGAAAAUGUUACCCCCAAUUUGCCGAGAGAGAUCCACAAAGUGGUUUUUAUAAGCAACAGGAUGCGGAAGAGUUGUUUACGCAACUUUGUCAAUCGAUGUCGGUUGUAUUUGGUGACAAAUUCACCGAGGCAUUCAGUAUAAAUUUCCGGACGACUAUCAAAGACAGUGCCAAUGAGGAUGAUGUGAGUGUGAAGGAAGAGAGUGAUGUUAAAUUGCAAUGUCACAUUUCCGGUUCUACGAACUUUCUGAAGAAUGGUCUGAUUGAGUCCCUACACGAGAAGAUUGAGAAGAGAUCCGAGUUCACUGGUAUGAACUCGAAAUACAAUGUCGAUAAGCAAAUAACAAAACUGCCAAAGUUUUUGACCGUACAAUACGUCAGAUUCUUUUGGAAGAGAUCUGCUGGUAAAAAAUCCAAGAUCUUGCGUAAAGUGGUGUUCCCGUUCCAACUAGAUGUUGCCGAUAUGUUGACACCAGAGUAUGCAAGCGAAAAGAUUAAAGUUCGUGAAGAAUUCAGGCAAGUGGAUAAGGAAAGAAUCGAAAAAAGCCGUGAUAUUAAAAAGAGAAAGAUAGAAGAGUCGACGGACUCCGUAGUGAUGACCCCGAGAGAAAGACACGAAACCGAGUUGGCAAUGGCCAAGAGUGAGCAAGAACAUUGGGUGGAAGAAUUCAAGAAGAGGACACCAAAAGAUUUACAACAGGGUGAAAACCCAUCAAGUCUUUACGAGUUGAUUGGUGUGAUUACCCAUCAAGGUGCCAACUCAGAGUCGGGUCAUUAUCAAUCCUUCAUAAGAGAUGAUAUGGAUGAGGAUAAGUGGUACAAUUUCAACGAUGAUAAAGUCAGUGUUGUGCCUAAGGAAAAGAUAGAAGGCUUAGCUGGUGGAGGUGAAAGUGAUAGCGCUUUGAUCUUAAUUUACAAGGGUUUCGGUUUGUAA